AUGUCUAGUUGUCACAUCGGGUGGAUUGUCUCCACGUUUACUGACUUCUCAACCGCUGAGCAAUUUCUCGAGGAUCCAAGUCCGCAAGGGUUAUGGGAAGGUACAAUCUACAGAAUUGGAAGAAUCGGACAGAGCCAAGUGGUGCUAGUAUGUGCCGCUAUGAAUGAGAGUGUAUACAACACAGCACGGCUUAUGGUUGAGAAGCUUCGAUGGGAACAUAUAGAGCUCUCAUUAUGUUUUGUUAGCACCUUUGGUUAUUCUCCGAGCUUUUACUGCCAACCUGCCCUUGGCGACUGUGUUUUAAGCCUCCACAACUUUGAUUCAGGGUUUUAUCAAAUCUCAGGGAGAAACGUUACAGAAACAAGCCUAAACAAUGCGGCUUUCCUUCUUCGAGCUGCGAAGAACGUUGUUGACCAUCAGACGGGAUACCCCACCAGCGACAGCACAACGGGCUACAUCCGACUUGAGUAUAACCCGGAGGAAGCGGAUAUCGCACGGUACCUCUGCUGCUCGCAAGGGUUUGACUUAAUACCAUGCCUGUCAGUUACUGGCAUUUGUGGACACGGUAUGGGCGACGAUGAUGUCAACUGGGUUCCCUUCGCGACCCAGGCAGCUGCGGUUACUAUUUCGAGCAUUGUUACACGACUUGGCCAGUAA
Molecule: messenger RNA, 657 nt
Organism: Trichoderma asperellum CBS 433.97
Lineage: Eukaryota; Fungi; Ascomycota; Sordariomycetes; Hypocreales; Hypocreaceae
Biological process (GO): nucleoside metabolic process
Molecular function (GO): catalytic activity
Source: RefSeq, a predicted model, not a curated record